Molecule: messenger RNA, 1734 nt
Organism: Mesocestoides corti
Lineage: Eukaryota; Metazoa; Platyhelminthes; Cestoda; Cyclophyllidea; Mesocestoididae
Source: the annotation of a GenBank genome assembly
AUGGCUCUGGCGCAUCGAACUGACGUAUUAAAUCGCUCUAGAGUAAAAGGACAUUCGGAGACUCAUCGUCAGGGAAGCUCUAGCGGCAUCAUAACCUGCUUCGUAACACAACCGGAUAACGUCGUUCUGCAUAUAGACGUAGAUAGUAAAGCGGAUGGCCAGGAGGUCCUCAAUAAGGUUUGUACAUUGCUCGGAAUUCAGGAUGAGGCCGAUUACUUUGGUCUACAAUACGCUCUGGCAAAAGGCGACUUAAUUUGGCUUAACUUACGCAAUCGCCUCUCUAAACAACUCCCCUGUAAUCCACCCUAUAACCUCUUCUUCAAAGUGAAAUAUUUCGUACCACCCUACAACCUAGUACUUGAAGAAACUAAACACCAGUUCUAUCUUAAUGCUGCACAGCAACUAAAACUCGGCCUCUGGGAUGCGGAAACCUCUCUGGAUCUACAGUCACGUCUCAUCGCCCUGAUGGCUUAUGUGCAGUUUGGAUCUUUUAAUUCGUCAACGACUCCAUGUAAAUACGCUUGCUUUUGGUCCGAUCGAAGAGAAGAGAUACCCCAUGAGGUCUUGGGUAUGGCUGCCAGCUACCACAAGGAGCUGCAUGGGAUGUCUACCCGGUCUGCCGAGUACGAACUUCUUCGGAUUGCUCACGAGGAGGUACCCGCUUUUGGGGUGUACUUUUACGAGAUUAUGGAUAUGUACGGCCACCGACUUUUGAUGGGUGUUGGACCCGAAUACGUGGCUGUCUGUCAGACGGACACUACAUUUUUGGAGAGGUUUCCCUACUGCCGACUAAAAACAGUGACAAUUGCGGGUCGAGUGGUGACGCUAAAUCUUCUAGAGGAUGACGGUUCUGUAAAGAUGCGAAACUACGAGCUGUCGAGCAAACGGGCUUCCGAUUCACUUUACCGGUCCAUUACUGAAUUGCAUUGUUUCUUUCGAUGUGACAAUGUUCGGGAUGAUGUUCUUACUCGGACUAAUCCAAGCAUCAAUUUGUCCUCAAUAUUUGACCACAAUGGAAGUCGCGAGUAUACCUUUGAUGUGCGUUACACGAGUCGGGAGGUGCAGGAUCGAGCCCGUCGAAAUCUCUACCACGCAGCUAACGAGGCCUCGAUCAGCGUGGCCACGAUCGGGCGCGCGAGUCCACCGGCGGGUUCGGACAACAACUCUUCGGUGCACUCGGGUCUCAACAGGACAACCGAAACCUCCCGCAGCCACACGGGCUCCCUAACCAGCAUGGAGGAAGUCCAGGAGAUCGUGCAAAAGGUUCGCCGCGAAGAGGUUAAGUGUCGAGUGUGUUUGGAUCGCCCGGUGAAAUGUGUCUUUGUGCCUUGCGGUCACUUUAGCUGCGAGGACUGUAGUCUCCGCCUUACGCACUGCCCCGUUUGCCGAAAGGCUAUUGAGAUUCGUCAGACCUGUUACUUUCCCUGGGACACACCCUCUAACACAGUGGUGCGAUCAACGCAACCUGUCUGCUUCGCCCUCUCGGUUUCCGAGUCGAAUCUCUCUGCCGAGGAACAUUCCCCCUCGUUCCCUACUCCCUCUACCGAUGCCAAUUUCCAUGCCUCCUCGAGUACUCCCAACCAAGCAGCCACAGCUAAGCCUCAUCGAAGCGUUGCCUUUGUUGAGGAAGAAACUGAUGGGAGCUGUGCAGAUGCAGAUGCGAGGCACCCGGGAGCAUUCAAUUUCUUCCACCGUCAACGACACGUACGCAGUUCGUCGACCUCCUCAGCCUAG